AUCAUAUCCAGAUACGACAAGAAAGUGAACCAGCAUAUGAAGGGUAUCCUUUGCCGUCCCGCUAUAUGUUGCUUGGAUAAGUGGAAAGAGGAGAAGAAAAGAGAAGCAGCGACAAUGGGGGGUGAAAGGAGGGGAAUUAUGGAUUGUGUAGUUGGUUCUAGUCCGUGUUCCAUCUGUUCCACCACAUUGGCAUCAACGACCAUUGAUAGCACGAGAC
Molecule: messenger RNA, 217 nt
Organism: Amoebophrya sp. A120
Lineage: Eukaryota; Dinophyceae; Syndiniales; Amoebophryaceae
Source: the annotation of a GenBank genome assembly